UUGAUCAAACAGAUUUGAAGGGAUUUGUUGAAGCCUGUGUGGGCUAAGACGGAAGGAAAUGAGGGCAGAGGGAGGCAGAGAGAAUGAGGGAGCACAUCUGGCUAUAAAUAGGUUCGGAAGAAACCUGCUGGUCACAUCUUGCUCAUCUCCUUCCACAUACCUUGCUUAGACUAAGAUUUGCUUCUGUUUCAGGAAAAAAGCAUUUACAGACUUGUUAAGUUUUCAUCUUGGCAAAGCUCUGUUCGGAGGACGCAUAGAGUCCUGAGAACCUCAAGGAGACAGGGCAGCUGAAGGAUGGUGCUGGUGUUCCUGCUGGGACUCGGCUGGUUCUGCUCUCCCCUGGGAGCACUGGUUCUGGACUUCAACAACAUCAAGAGCCCUGCCGAUGUACAAGGGGCUCGGAAGGGCUCACAGUGCUUGACUGACAGGGACUGCAAUACCAGGAAAUUCUGCCUCAAGCCCCAUGAUGAGAAGAAACCUUUCUGUGCCACGUGUCGUGGGUUACGGAGGAGGUGCCAACGUAAUGCCAUGUGCUGCCCGGGAAUGCUCUGUAUAAAUGAUGUUUGCUCUACAAUGGAGAAUGCAACCCCAAAAUUGGAAAGACAGGUUGAUGACCAAGAUGACAUUGACACAACAGGAACAACUGAGCACCCGAUUCAGGAAAACAAACCCAAGAGGAAGCCAAAUACUAAGAAAUCACAAGACAGUAAGGGACAAGAAGGAGAAAGCUGUCUUAGAACUUUUGACUGUGGCCCUGGAUUUUGCUGUGCUCGUCAUUUUUGGACUAAGAUUUGUAAACCAGUCCUAUCGGAGGGACAGGUCUGCUCCAGGAGAGGUCAUAAAGAUACUGCUCAAGCUCCAGAAAUUUUCCAGCGCUGUGACUGUGGCCCUGGACUAUUAUGUCGAAAUCAAGUUACUAGCAAUCGACAGCACGCAAGGCUAAGAGUAUGCCAAAAAAUCUAAAAAGCUGCAAAUAUUUCAAAACAAGGAAGACUCCUCAUUGUACUCAAGCAGAAAUCUCAGACAUCAACUUAAAAAUGCUUUCACACAAAUAUCUCUUAAAAUAAGAUCUUGUAGCAGCUGAAGUAGACAGACGCUAGAGAACACUGAGAUACUGCCUUGUGGUGAAUGAAAAAUAGCUUUGACUUUUUGUCUAUUUCUCCAGAAAAAAAAAAAUUAAUUUUGAAUCUAGUGACUCCAUUAGUUUCAAAUAAAUCUUUAAGUAAUUUCUGGUGAAGGGCUGGUACCUGACAGCAGCUUGGGAAAAAAAGUGAUAGUAUCUGAAACGAAAGGUAAACGCAUUCUUGUAUCUUACCAGUGAAAAUCUUCACAGCAGGUGUUUCUUGAAAAACCUUGUUUGUUUUCCUUUAUUUCUUGAAAGGGAAAUGCCAUUUCACAACAAAAUAAUAUGAUCAAUAAAGAAAUAAAAUUCAAAAGGUAUUAACACUUUAUAUUUGUAUAGGCCUUUACAAGUUACAAAGCAUUUUCACGUAGUUUGUUUUCAAUAGCUUUACUUACCAUUUGAUUAUUUUUCACAUUUUAUAUUCAUAUAAUUUUUAUAUUUGAAAGCUAGAACUUUCAAGGAAUGUUUCUACUUAUGUAUUUUGACCAUCGGUACUUAAAAGUCAACCUUGGAGAAAAACUCUGGCAAAAAAAAGUGACAUUUUUGUUUGUUUGAAAUUCAAGAGGCCAUAUUUUGUGAUGGGUGCAUAUGAGAAGUGGUUUUGCUUAGGAAUCUCUUUCUAAUAGAUUAAAACUAUGUGCUACAGAUUUCGUUUAAGAGAUAAGCCAUACGCCUGUUUUUCUAUUUAAGUUAUAUGUUAAAAAAUCAAAUAUGGGCCAAGAAAGGAAAAUUAAAUUUCUGAAGGUCCCUACUUUCUAAAAAUAUACUGAAUUAUCUUCCAGAGGCUAGGCUCUGGGUGUGCAUUGACUGGCUGAUCUGUAAUCAGUAAGUAGGAGGAAAGGGAGUGAGGAAAUGCAGUCUGCGGCACAAGGAAAGAAGAUGAGAAAACACAAAUUCCCAUUAAAGACUUACUAUCAGCUCAUCCCUUACGUGCUUCUCCGACACCCUUAGACCCUUAGUACAGGGUGAUCAUGAACACAGUACGUCAGUUUAAACUGAGGAUCUCUGCUAGUAAAACAAGGACAACAUCAUCUGGUA
Loxodonta africana (African savanna elephant) is the source of this 2161-nucleotide messenger RNA. It is a transcript of the gene DKK4, whose product is annotated as dickkopf WNT signaling pathway inhibitor 4. Gene Ontology annotation, cellular component: extracellular region. NCBI's taxonomy places the organism in Eukaryota, Metazoa, Chordata, Mammalia, Proboscidea, Elephantidae. The coding region runs from base 295 to 963 and encodes 222 amino acids. Gene Ontology annotation, biological process: negative regulation of canonical Wnt signaling pathway; multicellular organism development. The record is from RefSeq and is a predicted model, not a curated record. Gene Ontology annotation, molecular function: receptor antagonist activity; co-receptor binding. The transcript has 4 exons.